AUGUCCUCAGCACAGGGCAAGGAUGUAUCGGACUACCAUAUCAGCGUGGUCCGAGCUCCCCCGGAUUGGGAGGUUUGGGUGUUCGUGGCUGGGUUCCUCCUGUUGUUGGCGGUGGCAGGAGUCAACCUCUGGAAGUUAUGGAAGUCUGGCACCUUUCCUGCACCCUCACCCUUCCCAAACUUUGACUACCGCUAUCUACAAGAAAAAUAUGGCAACUCCUUCUCAGAAGCGCGGCAAAAGAGAGUGGUCGCCAACAACCACAGACGGGCCUCCGCCUCCACCAACCUGAGUCGUAAGCCCAGCCUGCAGCUGGUGGACACCCCGGAUGGGCUGCGGGAUCUGGGCCACCUGGAGCUGAUGAGCCGGGACCUGAUGGACCCUGCCGCUGGGGUGGUGCCCUUCAACCGCUCCAUGUCCACCGACUCUCUCAGCUCUAUUUCCUCCAUCGGCAACAAUUUUGGGCACGACUACACAGUGGGGCAGCUGGAGGUGACCCUGGAGUACGAGGCCCGACCAGGGCCUGGGCCGGGGGUGCUCCACAUCGCCCUGCACCAGGGCAAGGACCUGCUGGAGAAGGAGGAAGGGGACUUCCCCGGCUGCUUUAUCCGGGUGACCUUGGUUCCUGACGAACUCAACGUGGGCGUCACCAGGGUCCAGAGGAAUGCUUUCACAGUCGUGUUCGACGAGCGUUUCUCCAUAGCCCUGGAUCCAUCUUGUUUGGAGGAGAACAGCCUGCGCUUCGCUGCAUUCGGCAUCGACGCGGAGGAGAGGAACAUCAGCGCCGGCCUAGCAGAGCUCAAGCUGUCGGACCUGGACCUUUCUAUCAGACCCUUCAAUGCCUGGCUCUACCUGCAAGAUGUUAACAAGGCCGUGGAUGCAGUUGGGGAGAUUCUGCUGUCCCUCAGCUACUUGCCCACCGCUGAGCGCCUUACAGUGGUGGUGGCCAAAGCAAAGAACCUUGUGUGGACCAAUGACAAAACCACAGCAGAUCCCUUUGUCAAAGUGUACCUUCUGCAAGAUGGCAAGAAGAUCAGUAAGAAGAAGACCUCUAUGAAAAGAGACGACACCAACCCCAUCUUCAACGAAGCCAUGAUCUUCUCUGUGCCUGCUGUCGUCUUACAGGAACUCUCCCUGAGGAUCACAGUGGCGGAGGGCACCGACGACGGCAGGGGCGAGAACGUGGGUCACGUGAUUAUCGGACCCGAGGCGAGUGGCAUGGGCAUCACCCACUGGAACCAGAUGUUGGCAACACUGAGGAAACCUGUGUCCAUGUGGCACCCUCUGCGGAGGACCUAG
Messenger RNA from Salvelinus namaycush (lake trout), 1296 nucleotides. RefSeq names its product synaptotagmin XII (gene syt12). Gene Ontology annotation, biological process: calcium-ion regulated exocytosis; cellular response to calcium ion; regulation of calcium ion-dependent exocytosis. The record is from RefSeq and is a predicted model, not a curated record. NCBI's taxonomy places the organism in Eukaryota, Metazoa, Chordata, Actinopteri, Salmoniformes, Salmonidae. The transcript is spliced from 7 exons. Gene Ontology annotation, molecular function: clathrin binding; SNARE binding; calcium-dependent phospholipid binding. Bases 1 to 1296 code for a protein of 431 amino acids.